This is a messenger RNA of Callorhinus ursinus (northern fur seal), 1330 nucleotides long. The record is from RefSeq and is a predicted model, not a curated record. NCBI's taxonomy places the organism in Eukaryota, Metazoa, Chordata, Mammalia, Carnivora, Otariidae.
AUGGGCGGUGGCGCGGCCGGGCCGGGCGAAGGAUGCUCCGCGGCGUCCCGGGAGAGCAGCCGGCCGAGCGCGGGGUCCAGGCACAGAUCGCGGCUCGGCUGCUCCGCGAGGCUCGGGCCACCACCGCCCCCGCCGCCCCAGGGCCCAGCUUGCGCCGGCCGCGCGCGUCCCCUGCCCGCCUGCCGCCCACCGGGCUCGACUCCGGCCCGCGCCGCGCAUGCGCUCCGUCCCCCCCUUAAAGGGCCAGCGCGUUCCCGCCGGGCCCUCAGCCUCUGGCGGCCGGCCCUGCGCCCCAGGUUAUCUCUAGGAGGCAAGGGGUCGUCCGCUCGGCUCUCACCUCUCUGUCAGGGCGCUGCGAAGCCGGCGCGGAGCCGCGGAGGAAGUUCGCAGCGUGCUGCACGGAGGGCAAACUGCACGGAGCGCAAACUGCACGGAGAUGCCGGGCUCGGGAGGCCCGCGGUCGGGAAUUUCCUAAAGGAAGCACCUCGCAGGGGCCCUCAGGGGGUUAGGAGCGAGAGCUCCGGCCUGGAGGACCGGGUUCUAGACAGCAGUCAGAGUCUAGUUUCCUGCGGGACAUCCUACAAAUCGCUUCCCUCAGUGGGCCUCGGUUUCCCCAUGUAUCAGCCGAGCUCGUCACCCCAGAGCAGUAACGCGGAAAAGGCGCGAACAGGGAGCAGAGGGAAAGAACUUUCCGAAAGGAGACAGAUAGCCAUGGGCGCUUUGAGACUUCUCUCCUCUCUCCCACCAGGAGUCCCCUGAGCUCCAGUAGCUACCUCUUGCUGCCUCCAGGGUCAGAAACCGAGGAUGAUGAGUGAUGGGAAGGGUCACGGGACUUCAAGAAAGCUGGUUAAGAGGCGCUCCUCUUAAGCCCACUGAGGCAAGAAGACUCCAAGCAUGAAAACCACCAAGCGCCAACAACUGCCACCUACUCAUUGUACAGGACAGCCACCCUUGAACCUAGCCACCCUGCUGUGAGGAAGCCCACACCACAUGGAGAGAGGACAGGAGGUGCUCUGGCUGACAUCUCCAGCUAGGCUCUCAGCUCACAACCAGCAUCACUCAUCAGAUAAGUGGUGAACUGAGAUUAUUCCACCACCAGCCUUUGAGUCUUCCAGCCGAGGUCGCAGACAAGAAGCAGAGAUAAAGCCAACCUCGCUGUGCCCUGUCUGAAUUUCUCUCCCACAGAAAACAAGAGAUAAGAAGCGAUCAUUGUUGUUUUAAGCCCGUAAGUUUUGGGGUAUUUUGUUAUGCAGCAUUAGAUGAUUAAUUCUGUGAAACGACACUUCCUGAAAUGACAAAUAAUAAAAUGGAUUUGGAGUCUUUAUUCAAA